Messenger RNA from Symbiodinium sp. CCMP2592, 6627 nucleotides. NCBI's taxonomy places the organism in Eukaryota, Dinophyceae, Suessiales, Symbiodiniaceae. The record is from the annotation of a GenBank genome assembly.
AUGUCGGCUUCGCGUUCACAAGGUUCCAAGACCUUGGGUGAUGCCGGUGAAGAGGAUGCCGCCACCGGGCCACUGGACCGGUCCGAGGUGCUCCACACAGGUGACAUUGUUUUGCUGAAGUGUAGCUUGUUGGAGGACCCCUCUGCCGAGGCGCUUCGAUCAGGAACCGGCUUCCUCACAGGCGAUGCUGUGGAGUACGUCCCGAAGGUUGAGCAUGUCAGCAACUUCGCCACAGACGGGCUUGACUUCCGGGACUUCCUGUUCGUUGUCGUGGAUCAGCUUAGCUACCGUGCACUGAAGGACCUUCGCAAAAGGAAGAAGCUUCUCGCCGCCCUGGGUGGGGGAAGUGGCACCUCCUUGGCGGUGGAGUUGCGAAAUCUGGAGGAGAGGGCAAGGCGGGAGCAUGAAGAGAACCUGAAUGUCUUGUCCGGCGUCUCAUCACGAGCAAUUCGAUAUGGUGAUGUUGUGCAGCUGCAACAUAUCCGCACCGGCAUGUACAUGGGCGUCCGUGCAAAAGCGUCGGCGCAGGAGCAGGCGACCUCACGCCGUGUGGAGCUGCAGGACGGAACCAUGGCCUCCUGGCUUACCGUGAAUCCGUUCUUUUCGCACCGAACCCAAGGCGAGCUGGUUUCCUUCAACGAGAUGGUCUCUUUGGAAAGUGUCAAGCUGUCGGAGAACUGGAACCUGAAUUGGCACAGGUACAACAUCACCGAAACUGGCGAGGAGGCGUAUGAAGUGAACUGCUGCCGCGGGGGCAGGGGCUUCUACUUCAUGCACGAAACUCAGCUUGGGCACCAAUUCGUAGCCAUGUCCGGGGGCAAGAGCAGAGGAAGGUUGGCCGCCUUGGGAGUCGGAUGGAGGGGGGCCCUGGCCAAGGCGCCGCAAGACUUGAAGGACCUUUUGCUUGAUAUCGGCUUCCCUGCAGACGGUGUGCAGCGAGUCCUGGUGAAGCUUCAGCACCCCCUGCCGUGCCAGCAUGGGGCCACCGCUGCUGCGAAGGUUCUACAGCUGCUGCACUCGUGGUCUGUCCCAGACGAGACACUUCGCGCUGCUGUCGGGCGCCAUCCGGAGCUCCUAGCUGCGACAGUGGCAGAACUUCAGGCCACUGCUGAAGCACUCCAAGCCUCGCUUCCAAAAGACGUGUUCAGCGAGCUGGUGCAGAAGUUUCCUGAGGUGCUCCUGGCGAGCCGGUCAGCCGUCGCGGAAUUGCAGGAGCUUUUCACUUCUUGGGGCCUGCCCUGGGAGGAGGCUGCAAGAAGGGCGCCGCGACUGCUACUGCGCAUGCCGCAGGAUCUUUCCAAGCUUCUCCACUUCCUGCGCAAGGAUCCGUUGGGUCCGCAGCUCUCUGCGGAGCAGCUAGCUCAUGUGGCGAAAAACUAUCCGAUGCUCCUCCUUGGGACAUUGGAUGCUGAGCGGCAGCUGGCCCCACUGGUGCGAUUCCUGCGCCACUUUCUUGGAGUUGAUCCCGCCAGCUCGCAAUGCAUCGGGCUGUAUGCCUGGCCAGAUGCACUCGCUGUUGUCGAGCCAACGGCCCGCUUCUUAGUGGAGGAAUGUGGCUACCCGCUCGAAGAGCUUCGGGAAGAUGUUGCACUCCUCGGGUAUUCGUUUGAAGCUCGAGUGCAACCGCGGGGCCGCUACGUGCAGCAUUUGGGUAUGGCCCGAUUGCCGCUCAAGGCCUUAACGGCUGUGGAUGACAGUCACUUCUGCCAAUUGGUGGAUGCCGGCAAAGAGGAGCUCUACAGCCGGCGGGUUGCUCUGGACCCGAAAGGCUCAAGAGUCGCCCUCUCCUUCGGCCUUCCCAUCAGGUUGUACAGCCCACACAGACGCGGCUUUCUAGCAGCAAGCUGCUCGUUGGAGAAGAAGGCUCCUUACAUGCGCGCCGUCCGGGACGAGACAUUGGAUAUUCGCGAAUUCUGUGCAAAGGACAUCUGGGUGAUUGAGCCGGUGUCGCACGAAUUCUUGAAGGACACGGGCAUCGAGUACAGCAUCACGCCUGUUCUGCUCCGCCACCUGGGCAGUGGGUAUUACCUGGCCAUCUCCGAAGCAGACCUGCAAGAAAAAGACAUCAUCUACAACAAGGCUCGAGCGAUCCACAACGGCUUGCAACGCAAUGUGGGUUGGAAGGAUGGCUUCCUUGACUUCUUUGUCAGGUUCUUGAAUACUCAAGGUGGCUUCACGAUUGCAGGGGAUGACCAGUCGCCCUACUUCUUGAAUGCGUCUCUAUGCGAAUUUGACAUUGCAGCCAACGGUGAUCCGAUUACAACCUCCACUGUUCAAAGCUGCCUCAGCACAGCAGGCGACGUGGAUGUCAUUGUAGUUGGCACUUCUACUGGAAACGAUGACAUCAAGCAAUUGGGAGAAUCACUUCAGAUUCCCAACUUGCAUUGUUCUGGUGGCAACCCAGCUCAAUGGACUGGGGCAACACCACAUGCAUUUGGCAUACACCUGCCCUUUCCUUGGUAUUCCCGAGGAGCCAUGAGGAGAGCUGCCCUGCAAGGAUUGCGACGUGUCGUAAUCAUUCGCAACUACGACUGGGGCUUUCCUCGAACAUCAGCGGUGGCAGCAGCGGAAUGGAGCUUGGAAUCGUCGAUGACACUGAUAGGUCCCAGCUUGGAGUGGUGCCAGCAGUGGGCCAACAUGACCCAGACGUGCCGGAUCAUAAACUCUUCUUGCCGCUGCGGGGAGCAGGCAGAAUUCGAUGCCCUGGGAUACAAGUACGAGGUUGCGAGCAUGCCCAGCUUCUAUGAAGUGUCAGAGGAUGCCGUGGUGGAAUCUGGGCUGAACCCACGCAAUGAAAUCGUCUCCCCUGCACUGAUUUCCUUCGUAGAGGGCAUCAUUGACGAUGUCCGUCGACAGGGGGAGGAUCCAGAUGUGGUUGUGAACUGGUUGACCUCGGCCCGAAGUGGACUCGUGGCUAUGCGACAACGUAAGUUUGCGUUUCAAAUGUAUUUCGGGGGGCCUAACGUUGAAGGAAUUGCCUGGAACGGCUAUGAAUCUUAUUGGCAGAACGGCACUGUGGCACUUGGCACCGCGGAUGCCCUGUACAACAUGGGUGGCGGGCAAUGGCACCACGGAAUGCUUUUUUCCGAUCCUUUCUUUGGCAGUUCUAGCGAAAUGGUGCGCCAAUUCUCGGAGCUCUUCGAACGGCCUCCAAGCUAUGAUGCUGCAGCCUGCACUAGUGCAGGUAUAGCUCUUGCGCUCUCAUUGCAGAGAUAUGGGAGGCCUCUGCCGAGCAGUAUUGCAGCCCGACGUGAAGAGAUUCGACUCUCCAUUGGUAACUUGAACGAUGAAACGCUCUUCGGCACGCUUCGCUUCAAUCGCUUCAACCAAAACAACGGACGACUUACCGUAAGCUGGCAGGUGCUGGAAGAUGGCACUACAGAGCCCGUUCUGCCUGCAGAAGCCGCGAGCACCGAGUUUCGUUUUCCGGCGCCUUCUUGGGAGGUACGGUUGGGAUGCCCAUCAGGAUCGUAUGCCGCAGCAAUCACCCAAACAGACUUAGUCCCCAAGCGAUGCAGCCUUUGCCCGGAGGGCACCUACCGCUCUUUGCCAAGCAGUGGGCUCGUUUUUUCGGUGUGCCAGCACUGCGAGCUUGGGACUGGUUUGCUGCCCGGAGUGACGGGAGCCACGAAAUGCAGCGCUUGUCCGGCUGGACGAGAGCAACGGAGCGAAGCCCAUCGGGGGAUCUGCCACAAGUGCCCAACAGGCCAGUUUCGGGCAGCCAACGGCUCCGACAGGUGCGAGCUGUGUCCAGCCGGAACCUAUGCUGAUGAAGAAGGGCUUGCCGAGUGCAAGGUGUGCGCUUUGCUGUCAUCGCAGCCUGAUGUUGGCCAAGCUGCUUGCCUUUGCGACAUAGGAUCCUUCCGUGAUCAAGGGGCGACUGCUGAAAUCACCGACGGAACCGUUGCCUGUACAUCCUGUGAGGAUAUCUUGCCAGGCAGCACUACUCGAUAUCCAGGCAGCAUCUCGCCACUGCAGUGUCUGUGUCCAGCAGGUCGCUUUUGGCACAGGCCUUCACCCGGCGCCCCCACCUGGUGCAAAGCCUGUGGAGCGGGACUGGACUGCCGAGGAGGAUUCACAGAUGAGAAUGCCACCGGUCAAACUCAUCAGCCACCGAUGCAGACCGUGGGGUUUUCUGCAGGUGUCCAAGAAUUUCCUGGUGCUGAUCCGUCGUAUGUGGUCACCUGUGAGAAUUCUGCUCGCUGUCCCGGCGGCCCGUUGGGGCAUUGCCCCGACCGGAUGAAGGGCAGGGGCUGUGCGACUUGCACCGUCGGCAGCUUCGAUGAUGGCAGUGGCUGUACACCAUGCACAGACUUGGCAGUGUGGCCCGUGUUGGUUUCGUUCAUGCUUGUAGUUGCGGCCAUGUUUGUGUUGUAUCAGUACAGCAUGGGACUUGAGAAGCCCCAUCGCGAGUCCAUGAUGACGCUGGCAGUCACUGCCGGCUUGGCUGUGAUGGCGACACAAACUCUGUCCGCAUUUACCAGGAUUGAGCUCGAAUGGAUCGAACCCCUCAAAUCAUUGAGAUCUGCGUUGUCCAUCCUGGCUUUCGAUAUUGGCUUCCUACGACCCCAGUGCUGGGUGGGAGGAGUGGAUCCGCUGCUGGAGUACGGCAUGGCCAUCUCUGCAUACCCGCUUUGCGCUCUUUGCCUGCUGAUGGCUUUCGCGUUCAACCGCUUCGUUCGGGGCAAGAGUGUCAGCAUCUACCAGGUUGUCAAUACGCAAGGUCUUUUGGUUUCGGCCCUCUACAUUGCUCUCACCUAUAUCGCCUUGCAGCCGUUCCAGUGUAUUCGGAAUCCUGAUGGCAGUGCGACUUUGGUUGCGUACCGGGGUCUCACAUGCUGGGACAGCCAUGAUCACACUGUUAUGGUGGUUUUGUCAGUGAUACCCCUGUUGGGGGUCGUUGUGGCCUACAUGGCUCUGGUGACUUGGGCGACAUGGAGGUAUCCCAUCGUCUGCCGUGCUGCAGGUGGUGUAGACUUUGUCAAGCGUUGGUCCUUCCUGUUCACACGCUUCCACCAGCACAAAUUUUACUUUGCUUGGGUUUUGGCUGUACGAAAUCUGAUUGUGGGCCUGUCUCCGAUUGUGUUCGUACACCUUCCAGCCGUUCAGCUCGUGCUACUUCACCUGACAGUCGCCACCUAUGGCUCUUUGGCAGCCCGUGUCUGGCCAUGGCGGACCGAGAUAGCCAACAUCCUCGAUGUCGGCCUCUGCUUUUGUUUGGUUUUGGUGGUUUCGACUGGGCAGCUGCUACUGAAAAAGGAUCAGGAGAAUGAAUAUGUGGUCCAAGUUCUGUUAUUGGUCUUGCUCGCAGUUGCAGUGACCGGGUUGACUUUGGCACUCGCUGUCUCAGCCAUGCGAUUGAUGAAGACUUCGCACCCAUAUGGAAUCUUCAUCAGUCACCACAAGAAAGCCGCGGGCACAUUGGCACGUUGGUUCAAGAUGUUGCUGGCGGAAAGGAUCAGUGACAAAGUCUUCUUGGAUUCAGACGAUGUAGACCGUCUAGAAACCAUAAUUGACAUCACAGGUGCCGGCACCCAGAACUUGCUCGUGUUGCUCACGAGCGAGACCCUGAAACGCAUCUGGUGUGCUGCGGAGAUUGCAAGUUCUUGGGGCAGUGGAACCAACAUCGUGCAGGUCGCUUGUGAUGGCUGUGUGGUGACGCACGAAUGCAUCGAUGCCGUUCCCGGCGCAUGGACAGAAGAACAGCAGACAACGCUAGCCAACAUUGGAAUUUCGUUUCAGAGCAUCAAAGAUGCGUAUACGUAUUUGCUCAGCAAGGCUGUGAUCACAUUGGAUAGACGAGGGGCGGAGGUUGCAGAGCAUGAACGGGUGAUCCAAAUCGUGCUUGCGCAGUGCAAAGGUCUCUCAAGAAAUAUGCAGCGUGUUUUCUCGCCUGGAACCGGCUCCGACAGCAUCACGGGCUUUGGGAGCAACCCUAAAGUCCUCAUGCUGGGGGACAUUGAGUCAUCCGAACCUGGCAGCUGCUGCCGUGUGAUGCAGAUUCUUCUACAAGAGCAGCUGGAGGAAGAGGUUCAGCUGCUGAAUCCAUCCUUAGCCGUGCUUGACAUGGACCAUCUCACGGCUGUCUUGGCUUCAGCGCAUGUGGUCCUUGUCAUCCUGACACAGGGUGUUCUGGAGCUCUCACCCUUCGCGGCUUGCGUGACUGCCUGUGCUCUCUCCAACGCGGAGCUCAUUCCCGUGAAAGCAGAGGAGACUUUUCUUUAUCCGGACCCUGUGUUUUACGAGAAGUUGAUGGCAGCCGAUUUCUUUCCAGAGAAAGACCUGGUAAACCUUGGCACGGAUCUGAGCACUGUAAAGGCUACAUAUGGGGUCCUGUUCAACAUGCUGGCGCUCAAGUUUACAUCUCAUGGGACAGAGCGUAUUCAAGCCACUGAAGUCCAUCUGAUGUGCGGCAGGAUCCUUCCACUGCUGCAUGCCGAAGCUGUCAGCAUAAUCAGCCCAAGCACUCAUAGUCCUUCCAGAUCCGGAAGGCGAAAUUCCGGACGGGACCCUAGACGAAGUGAUACGAUUCGACUUUCCAUCCGCGAGUCGGCUCGCUUGCAAAGGAUCGCCAGGGACUCGAAUGAGAGAGAGCAGGACGACGAAGAGAUCGAAGAAUGUUUCUGA